GAUUUAAUUAAACUUCUCCUUCAAAAAUAGUUAUGGAUAAUACACCCUGUUCAUUGGUCUCCAUUUCUUUGAAUAAUAUCUAAAAGGCUCUAAUCAAUUGGUUGUUUCUCAUUAUUGCCAUCCAUAAACCAUUAGUAAUAUAACCGCUUUCCAUUUUGUUGGUAAAUUUCUCUUUCGACCUAACCGUUUCGCAGAAAUCAAGCUGAUUGUUCACAACAAUUCAACAGUUGCUGAAGCGUCCAUCGUGUCAAGCGUUGGCGUGGCAUAUUUGUGCGGGAUCCUGAUUAUGAACACUCUGUGCAUAUCAGGUCUAAUUCAACGUUCAAGUGCGGAAAGAUAAUAAUAAAUACCGGAUACUCUCCCUUAAUAGAAUGAGUAACAUUAGAAUGAACAAUCCUGGUUCAAGCAAGGAUCAAAACUGUCCACCCUCAGAAAAGCGGCAAAGAUUGAACAAUGGUAGGUCAGUUCUUCCAAGGGAGCCAAUGGGUCCUGUUAUUCGUAUACCGUUUCUUGGAAUGCCUGUUAACAGACAGCAAGUCCGCAUAGCAGGUUCCUAUAUAAUUGGGCCCGAAGUGCACAGGUUGCGGCCAGCCAAAAGUUUGCUGCAAUAUAUUGCGAGGAAGCAAAACACAAAUCAAUUUUUCCUCCUGAAGAUAGUGCAACAGUCGACCAGACCUAAUAGAGACCCCCAUGCCAUUUACGACGAGCAACGAGGAAGAGUAAUGCUGCGCACAGAGUACUCGCUACUUUCCUUACUGCAAGAUGAUCCUGGAGUAAUAAAGCAACAUGGGAUUUUCAGUGACGAUGUGUACGAGGACAUGAUAAUUGAUAGUAGACAAUGCAUGUACACAGGUGCUGUGGUGAAGCGACACAUUCUUGUUCUAGAAUGUCUUGAGAGACAUCCAUUCUGCGAUAAAUCUAUUUCAAACUGUACCCUUUUCGAAUACCUACAAGCAAGAUACGUUCUUUUCGAGAGCGAAGCGCUGUACAUAUUCCAUGCAAUCAUCCAAACAAUGGAGAAUGUUCACGAGAAAAAUAUUGUACAUCGGGACCUGAGAGCGGAAAAUAUUACCCUAAACAGGGUUUCAAAGACUGUUAAAAUUAUCAAUUUUUGGUUAGGUCGCUUUUCAUCCGAUAAGAACUUAGUCCUUUACGACGCAUGCGGCUCACCAAAUUUUAUCUCACCCGAGAUUGUAGCAGGUAAACCGUACAAAGGAAAACCGGCUGAUAUGUGGGCGUUGGGAAUAAUUUUAUAUAUGAUGCUCUAUGGGAGGUUCCCGUUCUUCAAACCUACAAAACGUGAACACUUUGGAAUGAUUGCAAAAGGCGAAUAUCAAAUACCAGAAGACAAGGCAAUUUGCUCGCACACAAUAGAGAUUAUCAAAGGCCUUCUGACUGUUGAUCCUGAGGCAAGAUUGACAGUUACGCAAGUACGAGUGAAGUUAGAAUCUAUACUGGCUAUGAAAAGAGUUAAAACUGUAGAUCAAUGUGUACCUGAAGAAGAGUCAACGCCUAAAUCUGCAGAAAAUUCGGAGGUAUGAUUUAUAAAUUUUGGUUUCGAUCAAUCAAACUUCAUAAAGCAUAAAAACUACCAACGUCA
Molecule: messenger RNA, 1600 nt
Organism: Hermetia illucens (black soldier fly)
Lineage: Eukaryota; Metazoa; Arthropoda; Insecta; Diptera; Stratiomyidae
Product: serine/threonine-protein kinase 40-like
Exons: 7
Coding region: 372-1541 (389 amino acids)
Biological process (GO): protein phosphorylation
Molecular function (GO): protein kinase activity; ATP binding
Source: RefSeq, a predicted model, not a curated record